Molecule: messenger RNA, 3872 nt
Organism: Jaculus jaculus (lesser Egyptian jerboa)
Lineage: Eukaryota; Metazoa; Chordata; Mammalia; Rodentia; Dipodidae
Gene: Lars1
Product: leucyl-tRNA synthetase 1
Exons: 32
Coding region: 167-3697 (1176 amino acids)
Biological process (GO): leucyl-tRNA aminoacylation
Molecular function (GO): aminoacyl-tRNA deacylase activity; leucine-tRNA ligase activity; ATP binding
Source: RefSeq, a predicted model, not a curated record
GCUGUAGUGGGCAGUGAGCCGUGUGAUUGCCUCAGCAAUUGUGAAGUGUGUGCUCCAGUGUCGUGGGAGGCUUGACUUUCCCGACAGGAAAGGGAAGGUUGUACCCACUCAUUUGAGAGGAUCGCUGGGGCCACUGUCGUGGAUUUUGAGUCCUUUGGGCGGCGCCAUGGCGGAGAGAAAAGGAACUGCCAAAGUGGACUUUUUGAAGAAGAUUGAGAAAGCGAUCCAGCAGAAAUGGGAUACUGAAAAAGUGUUUGAGGUCAAUGCAUGUCAUUUAGACAAGCAGGCCAGCAAGGACAAAUACUUUGUAACCUUUCCAUAUCCGUACAUGAAUGGGCGUCUUCAUUUGGGACACACGUUUUCCUUAUCCAAGUGUGAGUUUGCAGUAGGGUACCAGAGAUUAAAAGGAAAAACCUGUCUGUUUCCCUUUGGGUUACACUGUACUGGGAUGCCUAUUAAGGCAUGUGCUGAUAAGUUGAAAAGAGAAAUAGAGCUGUAUGGUUGCCCUCCUGAUUUUCCAGAUGAAGAAGAGGAAGAAGAAGAAACUGGUGCUAAAACAGAAGACGUAGUAAUUAAGGACAAAGCUAAAGGAAAAAAGAGUAAAGCUGCUGCCAAAGCAGGAUCUUCUAAAUACCAGUGGGACAUUAUGAAGUCCCUUGGACUCUCUGAUGAAGAGAUAGUGAAAUUUUCUGAAGCAGAACAUUGGCUUGAUUAUUUCCCACCUCUGGCCAUUCAGGACCUAAAGAGAAUAGGUUUGAAGGCAGAUUGGCGGCGUUCCUUCAUCACCACUGAUGUUAAUCCUUACUAUGAUUCUUUUGUCAGGUGGCAGUUUUUAACAUUAAGAGAAAGAAACAAAAUUAAAUUUGGGAAGCGGUAUACAAUUUAUUCUCCAAAAGAUGGGCAGCCUUGCAUGGAUCAUGACAGACAAACUGGAGAGGGUGUUGGACCUCAGGAAUAUACCUUAAUCAAAUUGAAGGUGCUUGAGCCUUACCCCUCAAAAUUAAGUGGCCUGAAAGGUAAAAAUAUCUUCUUAGUAGCUGCUACCCUCAGACCCGAGACCAUGUUUGGACAAACAAACUGUUGGGUUCGUCCUGAUAUGAAGUACAUUGGAUUUGAGACUGUGAAUGGUGACAUAUUCAUCUGUACCCAGAGAGCAGCCAGGAAUAUGUCGUACCAGGGCUUUACCAAGGACAGUGGAGUGGUGCCUGUUGUGAAGGAGUUAAUGGGAGAGGAAAUUCUUGGUGCCUCACUUUCUGCACCAUUAACAUGCUACAAAGUGAUUUAUGUUCUCCCAAUGCUCACCAUUAAGGAGGAGAAAGGGACAGGUGUGGUCACAAGUGUUCCAUCUGAUUCCCCUGAUGACAAUGCUGCUCUCAGAGACUUGAAGAAAAAGCAAGCCUUACGAGCAAAGUAUGGAAUUCGAGAUGACAUGGUCCUGCCGUUUGAACCGGUGCCAAUCCUUGAAAUCCCAGGUUUUGGAAAUCUUUCUGCUGUAACCAUUUGUGACGAGUUGAAAAUUCAGAGCCAGAAUGACCGAGAAAAACUUGCAGAAGCAAAGGAGAGGUUAUAUCUAAAAGGGUUUUAUGAAGGUGUAAUGUUGGUGGAUGGAUUUAAAGGACAGAAGAUCCAGGAUGUAAAGAAGACUAUUCAGAGGAAGAUGAUUGACGCGGGAGAUGCACUUACCUACAUGGAACCAGAGAAGCAAGUGAUGUCCAGGUCUUCAGAUGAAUGUGUUGUGGCUCUGUGUGACCAGUGGUACUUGGAUUAUGGAGAAGAGACCUGGAAAAAACAGACAUUUGAGUGCUUGAAGAACCUUGAAACAUUUGGUGAGGAGACCAGGAGGAAUUUUGAAGCAUCCUUAGAUUGGCUACAAGAGCAUGCUUGCUCAAGAACUUAUGGUUUAGGCACUCGUUUGCCUUGGGAUGAACGGUGGCUGAUUGAAUCACUGUCUGACUCCACUAUUUACAUGGCAUUUUACACAGUUGCACAUCUAUUGCAAGGGGGUAAUUUGCAUGGACAGGCAGAGUCUCCACUGGGCAUCAGACCACAACAGAUGACUAAGGAAGUUUGGGAUUAUAUUUUCUUCAAGGAUGCUUCAUUUCCUAAGACUCAGAUCCCAAAGGAGAAGGUAGAUCAGUUGAAACAGGAGUUUGAGUUCUGGUAUCCUGUGGAUCUUCGAGUGUCUGGCAAGGAUCUUAUCCCAAAUCAUCUUUCAUAUUACCUUUAUAACCAUGUGGCUAUGUGGCCGGAACAAAGUGACAAAUGGCCUGUGUCUGUGAGAGCAAAUGGACACCUCCUCCUCAACUCUGAAAAGAUGUCAAAAUCUACAGGAAACUUCCUCACUUUGUCCCAGGCUGUUGACAAAUUUUCAGCUGAUGGAAUGCGCCUAGCUCUGGCUGAUGCUGGUGACACUGUUGAAGAUGCCAAUUUUGUGGAAGCCAUGGCAGAUGCAGGUAUCCUUCGUCUGUACACAUGGGUGGAAUGGGUGAAAGAAAUGCUUGCCAACUGGAAUAGCCUAAGAAGUGGUCCUGCCAACACUUUCAAUGAUAGAGUUUUUGCCAGUGAAAUGAAUGCCGGAAUCAUAAAAACAGAUCAAAACUAUGAAAAGAUGAUGUUUAAAGAAGCUUUGAAGACAGGGUUUUUUGAGUUUCAGGCUGCAAAAGAUAAAUACCGGGAAUUGGCCAUAGAGGGUAUGCACAGAGAGCUUGUGUUCCGGUUCAUUGAAGUUCAGACGCUUCUUUUGGCUCCCUUCUGUCCACAUUUGUGUGAGCACAUCUGGACGCUCCUGGGAAAGCCUGGAUCAAUUAUGAAUGCUUCAUGGCCUAUGGCAGGUCCUGUGGACGAGUCCUUGAUACGUUCCUCACAGUAUCUGAUGGAAGUAGCACAUGACCUUAGAUUACGGCUCAAGAACUAUAUGAUGCCAGCUAAAGGGAAGAAGACUGACAAGCAGCCGCCUCAGAGGCCUUCGCAUUGCACCAUCUACGUGGCAAAGAAUUAUCCCCCGUGGCAGCACACUACCCUGUCGGUUCUGCGUAAGCACUUUGAGGCCAAUAGUGGAAAAUUGCCUGAUAACAAAGUCAUUGCUACUGAACUAGGUAAUUUGCCAGAAUUGAAGAAAUAUAUGAAGAAAGUCAUGCCAUUUGUUGCUACGAUUAAGGAAAAUAUAGAGAAGAAAGGGUCUCAUGUCCUGGAUUUGCAGCUGGAGUUUGAUGAACAGGCAGUACUUACGGAGAAUAUAGUCUUCUUAACUAAUUCUCUUGAGCUGGAACACAUAGAAGUCAAGUUUGCCUCUGAAGCAGAAGAUAAAGUCAGAGAAGAUUGUUGUCCUGGGAAACCACUUAAUGUUUUUAGAACAGAACCUGGUGUACCACUUUCUCUAGUAAACCCCCAGCCAUCCAAUGGUCACUUCUCAACCAAAAUUGAUAUCAGGCAAGGAGAUAACUGUGAAUUGAUAAUCAGGCGUUUAAUGAGAAUAGACCGAGGAAUCAAAGACCUUAACAAAGUGAAGCUCAUGAGGUUUGAUGAUCCACUGUUGGGGCCUAGACGAGUUCCAGUCCUAGGAAGAGAGCACACUGAGAAGACCCUCAUUUCUGAGCAUGCUGUUUUCCAUGUGGACCUCAUGAGCAAGAAAAUCCACCUCACUGAGAAUGGCCUGUUGGCAGAUAUUGGCGAUACAAUUGUUUAUCUGGUUCAUUAAGCUCACAUAAGCUGAAGAUUUAUUAUGGUUUCUAUGGAUAUUACUACUCUGAGUCAGGUAGACCUAAAUAUAUAUCAUUUCUAAUUGUCAAAUUCUUUAUCUAAUCCUAAUUGUACCAACUCAUCUUUUAUUUCCUGGAUUGAAUAAACUUUUUUGAAAAUCUUUGGACCUCUAA